UGUUCUGUUCUGAUUCGAACACGGCUUCAUCAAAUCAAAAGCUAAAAAAAAAAAUCCUGAAUUAAAAAACUCACAAAUCCCCAGAAAUUUAUAUAAUCUCUCACUAAUUUCUUUCUUCUGUUUUUUGUUUCUCGGUUACGCGUAGUUCUAAUUAAAAACGACGAAAGGUUUGACGAAUCUUCGUCGUAAAUCUGCAGCUGCUCCCCACCGGGUCAAGCGACUCGUUUACUUUUCUACGGUCUUCUCUCCACAGAUAAACUUUGAUAUUUCAGCGGCAAUAAUGUAGAUUGAAUCAAGGAGUUGAAAGUUGUGGUUUUGUUUAAAAGAUUUGGAAGUGUUUUAGAGAUGGAUGAGAGUAAUCAUGGAGGUUCAUCAAGCUCACUACCACCUUUUCUUACAAAAACCUAUGAGAUGGUUGAUGAUUCUUCAUCGGAUUCGAUCGUCUCGUGGAGUCAGAGCAACAAGAGUUUCAUCGUUUGGAAUCCCCCGGACUUUUCUAGAGAUCUUCUUCCGAGAUUCUUCAAGCACAACAACUUCUCGAGUUUUAUCCGUCAGCUUAACACAUAUGGUUUUAGAAAAGCUGAUCCUGAGCAGUGGGAAUUUGCAAAUGAUGAUUUUGUGAGAGGUCAAUCUCAUCUUAUGAAGAACAUUCAUAGACGCAAACCUGUUCAUAGCCACUCUUUACCUAAUCUUCAAGCUCAGCAAAACCUCUUGACGGAUUCAGAACGAGUGAGGAUGAAGAAUCAGAUCGAGAGAUUGACGAAAGAGAAAGAAGGGUUGCUUGAAGAGUUACAAAAGCAAGAUGAGGAACGAGAAGGGUUUGAGAUGCAAGUGAAAGAACUAAAAGAACGGUUACAACGCAUGGAGAAGCGUCAGAAAACAAUGGUUUCGUUUGUUUCUCAAGUAUUGGAAAAACCAGGGCUUGCUUUGAACCUCUCACCGUGUGUUCCCGAACCAAACGAGAGGAAAAGAAGGUUCCCUAGGAUCGGGUUCUUGCCUGAUGAACCGAUGAUGGAAGAGAACCAAACAUGUGUUGUUGUGAGAGAGGAAGGUUCCACAAGCCCGUCUUCACACACAACAGAGCAUCAGGUUGAACAGUUAGGGUCAUCGAUAGCGAUUUGGGAGAAUCUUGUAUCGGAUUCUUGUGAGAGUAUGUUACAAACAAGAAGCAUGAUGACACUUGAUGUGGAUGACUCGUCUACUUGUCCAGAAAGCCCUCCUCUUUCUUGCAUACAGCUAAGUAUCGAUAAACGUCCCAAAUCUCCUUCUUCUCCAAGGAUCAUCGACAUGAACUCUGAGCCCGAUGUUACGAAAGAACAGAACAAUACUGUUGCUGCUCCUCCUCCUUCAGUAGCAGGAGCGAAUGAUGUUUUCUGGCAGCAGUUCUUCUCAGAGAAUCCUGGCUCAACUGAGCAACGGGAUAAAGCUGAAGAUCGUAGUGAGAAAUUGUGGUGGAGUUCAAGGAAUGUAAAUACAAUUACGGAACAGCUUGGACAUCUGACUUCUUCAGAGAGAAGUUGAUAAAGUCAAAAGAUUAAAAACUCUUUAGUCUGUUUUAGUUUCUUGUAAAAUAGGUUUUGGCAGUUUUGUUGUCUUCGGUUAAUAGUAUUUGGGUCUGGUUCAGCUGUUUAUUAUCACAUGUAUGUUCCACAUUUCAUUGUAGCAGACGACUACUACUAUGUAACAUUAAUCUUGUUCGGACUAGGGAGCUUAAUCGAAAAACU
This is a messenger RNA of Camelina sativa (false flax), 1724 nucleotides long. Its product is annotated as heat stress transcription factor A-4a. Lineage: Eukaryota; Viridiplantae; Streptophyta; Magnoliopsida; Brassicales; Brassicaceae. Gene Ontology annotation, cellular component: nucleus. Gene Ontology annotation, biological process: regulation of transcription by RNA polymerase II; cellular response to heat. The record is from RefSeq and is a predicted model, not a curated record. Gene Ontology annotation, molecular function: RNA polymerase II cis-regulatory region sequence-specific DNA binding; DNA-binding transcription factor activity.